GCCGCCACACGCGUCAACACUUCCCGGGGUAAGACCGGGGCGGCUGGGUAACAACGAACGCCUCGAGCAGCCUACGCCUAGCCGUGUAUAAGUAGAGGUGCAUGCCGAGAGCCACAGAUCAGGAGCGGCAAGUGCGGUGGACAGCGAGCGAUCGAGACUCGAGAGAGGACAGUGCACAGCCCGGAGCGGUCAGGUCUCGAGGGGUUUCUUCUCGUGCGAGCGGGAGCGUUCUGACGGCGGCGGCGGGCCGGGAUGGCGUCGCAGCAGGCGGAGAGGGCGGCGGAGCUGCAGGACCCGGAGAUCCGGGCGGAGCUGGACCGGCGCGUCCGCGAGGAGGGCGAGACCGUCGUCAAGAGCGGCGGCGGCGGCACCACUCUCGACGCCCAGGAGCGCCUCGCCGAAGGGCGCAAGAAGGGAGGGCUGAGCCGCACGACGGAGUCCGGCAAGGACCGCGCCGAGAAGGAGGGCGCGGUGCGCGUCGAGCCCGACGAGAAGCAGCUCCAGCAGGCUAAGAAGAGCCUCGGCCGCGACUGAUGCGUUGACCACCGUAGCUUACUCUGUAGUAUGUACUCCAAUAUACUACUAUUAGUACAAUAACAGCUAGCCGUAGCCGUAGUCUGGCUAGCUGCUCUAGCUGCUGCAAGGGUGUAGAUGAAGUAUGUAGGUGACGGCCAAAGGCUACAAAAUUUUGGUCUCUGCAUUGUAGCCAUCGCCCUUGGACACGACGGUAGUGUGUGUUUCAUUUUGCGUCUCUGUCCACUAGUUAUGGUACGAUGAAGGUAGCACCUCUCUGGUGCCUGCACGACUGGACGUCUCCUUGCUGUAGCCUUGAGCCCAGUAUAAAUAUGAGAGGUCAGCCCCUGUUAU
Messenger RNA from Panicum virgatum (switchgrass), 867 nucleotides. Its product is annotated as late embryogenesis abundant protein EMB564-like. Bases 253 to 534 code for a protein of 93 amino acids. The record is from RefSeq and is a predicted model, not a curated record. The transcript is spliced from 2 exons. Gene Ontology annotation, biological process: response to abscisic acid. NCBI's taxonomy places the organism in Eukaryota, Viridiplantae, Streptophyta, Magnoliopsida, Poales, Poaceae. Gene Ontology annotation, cellular component: cytosol.